This is a messenger RNA of Nannizzia gypsea CBS 118893, 228 nucleotides long. RefSeq lists its product as hypothetical. Bases 1 to 228 code for a protein of 75 amino acids. NCBI's taxonomy places the organism in Eukaryota, Fungi, Ascomycota, Eurotiomycetes, Onygenales, Arthrodermataceae. The record is from RefSeq and is a predicted model, not a curated record. The transcript is spliced from 3 exons.
AUGCCUCAAUACAAAGAGGGACAAAAUGUUCGCUAUAAGCCCGUGGGAGGCCCCGAUUCUAAUACACCCGAAAGCACUGGUUGCAUUAUGUCCGUCCUGACAGAACCAGGAACUCAGGCGGGACGUAAUGUCGAUGCAAGCGAGUCUCGCCCUCGUUAUGAGAUUGAAAACCAAAACACCGGAAAGACCACCACCAUUUAUGAGGAAAACAUCUUGGGCACUGUUUGA